UACAAGCAGUAUGAUGAAGCGCCUUCGAUCAUGUGAAUCGAAUUCAAAAAAUAAUAAUAAUAAAAGUUUAAGUAUUAAUGAAUAUUUUUCUUGUCGUGAAACUAAAUCUAUUCCACCAAGAUUUAAAAACAAAGUUUUAAAUACAACUGGUGAACUAGUUGCUAUGAAUAAUCGUGCAUUUGAACUUAUUGCAGGUGAUGGUUUUAUCAAUUUUACACAAACUAUAUUUGAUGCUGGACAAUUGUUAAAUUCACAAAAUAUUGAUGUUUCCGAUUUAUUACCACAUCCAACAACUGUAAGUGUGAGUUUUUGUGGUAUUUCUCUUCAUUUCUUGAAUGAAAAACUUCAACUGUACGUUUUUAUUUUGGGUUGUUAUCCAUAUGAUCGAGAGAAUCAAAAUGCAAAUCAAAUACGACAAUUUGUUGAUGCUAAAUUAUUGGAAUAUGAUUUAAUAUUGGACAACAAUAAAUUCGUGGUGACAGACAAUGAAAAUAAAAUGAAGUCUUGUUUUAAAGAAUCAUGCACCAGAAUCGGUUGUUCAAUUCAUUAUAUGAACAAGCAAUUAGAGCACUGCUUUACUUCGGAUACUCUAGAAAAAAUUCCAGUUAAUUGUGAUUUAGUUCAGGAAAUGUUCGAUUAUAUACGAAAAAUCGUAUCUCAUAUGAGAAGAACACACAAACAAUCAAAAUUACCACGUAAACUUCAAUCUUACUCUGAUACUAGGUUUAACGGUGCUUUUCGUACAAUGAAUGUGUUUUUAACAGUUUUUGAUGAUUUAGCUUGUGUUUUAGAUAGAACGUUUCUGGACGAUUAUACGCUAAUAGAGAAAGAUUUACUUGAAUAUGUUUGUUCAUUUUUAGCUCCAUUUGAAGAAGCAAUUGAAGAACUUAGUUGUGAUAAAAGACCAACAAUUUAUAAGGUGUUGCCAUUAAGACAGUAUUUAAUAAAUCAAUGUAAAAUACAUGCAGAUGAUCAUGAUGGAAUUCGUCAAAUUAAAAAUUUUAUAAGUACUCGUUUUCAAGAUGUUUGGGUGCUGCAAGAUAUACAUUAUAUUACCACCUUGUUGCAUCCGUCUUUUAAAAAUUUUGAUGUUAAUCCUAAUCUUCAAGAUAAAGUUAUUAAUUUAGUGAAAAAUGAAAUUAUUAAACGACAACCAUCAACAAGUGUUUUAUCAAAAUGUUUCGACUUGCCAAAGAAUGAUUUAAAAUUAUCAUUAAAUCCAUAUCAAGAAUUAGAUGAAUACAUGAAUUUGAACGUUCAAAUAAAUGAAGUUGAUGAUAUUUUGUUGUUCUGGUUAACACAGAAAUCAAAAUUUCCAACAUUAUUUUCGAUUGUACGAGAUUAUGAUGCCGUACCAGCAUCAAACACAACGGUAGAAAGACUUUUUUCGUCAUCAAAAUACACAGUUUCAGAUAAACUUUUAUUAAAAACAUUUGAUAAAAAAAGUGUUAUUGAAGCUACUGCAACUGAUACGAAAAGAAAAAUAACUGAUCCUGAUAAAAAAUCUACUGAUAUGUCAUUACAAAAUCAAAAACAAUUUAGAACUUCAACAACAGCAAAGAAAUUGAAAAAAGAUGAAGAAGAUGAUAUAGUUAUUUGGGAUGACGACGUGCAAGAUAAAGAAAACGACGAAUUUUAG
Messenger RNA from Rotaria sp. Silwood2, 1639 nucleotides. Lineage: Eukaryota; Metazoa; Rotifera; Eurotatoria; Philodinida; Philodinidae. The record is from the annotation of a GenBank genome assembly.